Molecule: messenger RNA, 5264 nt
Organism: Anneissia japonica
Lineage: Eukaryota; Metazoa; Echinodermata; Crinoidea; Comatulida; Comatulidae
Product: mucin-12-like
Exons: 7
Coding region: 156-2495 (779 amino acids)
Biological process (GO): positive regulation of actin filament bundle assembly
Cellular component (GO): Z disc; nucleus; actin cytoskeleton
Molecular function (GO): actin binding
Source: RefSeq, a predicted model, not a curated record
AUUGCAUGAGCGACAUCAACAACGGAGUCGCUUGUCUAUUGGCCAAGCCGAUACUACAAACUAUAAACACAUAUAGGAACAUAUUUUGACAGGAGCUACAUCGCUUUAGAGCCGCUGCGAAUUUCUCAACACACGGUGCAACUGGGCCUAGCAAGAUGGUAAAUGAGGACAUAAUACGAGCGAAUCUUACUGGUGGGGCCCCUUGGGGAUUUCGAGUACAAGGGGGAGCUGGAACCAACAACCCCCUCACCAUCUCGAAGAUCAGGAGAAGAAGCAAGGCCUAUAAUGCUAAACUCCAAGAAGGGGAUAUACUCGUGAAGAUUAACGGAAAAUCAGUCACAAACGCAUCGCGUGACGACGCAAUGACGCACGUCGAAAAUGCUACAGAUUCGCUAGUUUUAGAGGUGAAAAGAAAACUUGCUUCAGCGAUGGGCGCAGAGAAGGUACAAUCAGUGACGUCACCAGUUCGUAAGACGGCCAAGAUUGAGAUCACCCCUAAAAUCAUUCCCGCGGUUAAUUCAUCGUCAGUAAUGCAGAGGACGGUAACACAAACCGUCACAGAUGGUGACAAAACAGAGAAGACAACAACUAGAACUUUGACCCAGGACAUCGAUAACAAGAAAUCUACUGAAAUGACUACAGAACGGAAAGUCUUCGGAGGUAGACCACAGACCAGUAAUUCAAAUCCUAAAGGAUUUCAUAGUAUACGUUUUCAACCCUCUACGAUAGCCCCUGGCAUAAAGCCAACAGUUUGGUCUUCCUCCCACAAGCCAAUUGCCGAGCCGGAACCAGCUCAAAUGACCACCUACAAGAAAACGACAACUACAACCCAGGUUCACCGGACAUGCGAAGAUUCCCCAGACGCUGGCGGAAAUAUAAAACAGUUCAAUGCAACCUUUACAUCCAGUAAUAAACCAAAAGGCGUCUGGUCGCCCGCGGCUACUAGUACACCGGCGAAAGAAUCUGUCGGGAGAACGUGGACGCCUACGUCCCGUGACAGUCCUGUUCUGAAAGAAAUCAAAAUAAAUAACGUCGAAUCGAAUAGCAGCACCUGGACAACUCCAGUCGUUCACAAAGCCAACACGAUUGAGAUUAGCUUUACAGCACCCAGGGACACGACGUCUAUGGUCAUUAAUGACGACGAAAAUACUUCGCCCAUACCUCCAGCACCCCCUACACCGCCUAUUAAAGAAUCGGCAAAUCUCAACAGUGGAAACGGCAACGGGGUGAUUGAAGACCCAAGCGUUAUUCUUCGAAACUUGCAGGCGGGUAUACCGGUGAACCCGAACGAAUUUCAAGCUCAAGUAUCUAUUGAUGGUGACGUGCAUCCCGAAGACGUUCGAAAAGCCUGUAAAACGAUAUCCGACCUUCUGCUAUUCCCGACGAACAAGAACACGAAGGGGGCAAGAAUGUUUGCCAAGCGACGGAAAAGAAGCGCCAAAUGGACAUUAGAAAGUGUCGGACAAGGUCCAGACGAAACAGUCACGACCACCGAGGAAGUAUUCCACGAAGAAUCGACCGUAGGCCCUGCCGGUGGUGUUUCAAUGUUCCCCCCGGGAUUUAUUCCGCUACCACCAACUCUACCCCCGGUGCGUAAAUUGUUAAUUGAACCUAUAGACUUUAAUGUGAAUUUAAAGAGUAAAGAAAAGUGUAAACACGACGUAAUUCCGCCUGCUCAAUGCAACAUGCUCGUUCAGGAUCUAUUGUCGCAGUCUGGCCGUGGUGCUCAGAUGUUUGAGAAAAGGCGAAAGCGAUCUGAAAAAUAUGUGGUACCAGAUAAGCCUAAGAUGACGUCACCCCAGGUUGUAUUGAAGAAACCAGAACGUGAGGAGCCGGUGAACGUAUCUCUUGAAUUCAUUGCCAUGCAAGGUGUAGGAACAGGUGCGAUAGGCAAGCCGAAGAUGACCCCAUGGGAGGCAGCGUCAAAAGACCCCAAAGGUAGAGUUGACGCUGCCUUUGACCACCUCAAUCCAAUGAGUAAGCCACUUGAAUUUACAAAGAAAUUUGAAAAGCCUAAGCCCCCUGCCUCGUGGAUGCAGUCAUCCAACAUCGUCCCCGAUUUUAGACCCAAAAAGUCGAUUUAUUCUGUAGCAAGACCGACAUUUAAGGCCGAUGAGAUUCCGUCAGAAAAACCAGCGACCCAAAAUGGUGAACUACCACCCCGUUUCCAUCCUAAAUUUGAUGCGAGAAAUGCACAUCCAUCAUCACAAACAGACAACACUGACAGUCCAGGCUUAUCUAGGGUCAACUUCCACCCAAAUCCCAGGUCCUGGACAUCACCAGACAGUACCCCUGGAAUUGUAUCCCCUCCAUCUUCCGAGUGUUCCCUAAGCAAUGAAUUCAAACCCAACGCAGGUCUUCCGACUGUUCCAUUUAAAACGCCUAAUUACAAUUCUAAGCCGAGGGGCUUCCGGUCCCCGCCGACUCGAAGCGAUUCACCAAGAGACCGCUCCAGUCCAGCUACCGGUAUGAUCAUGGAAAGUGACGAUUUAUAAAGCAUUUCUUACAAUUGAAAUCUUAAACGAACGUUAUGUAAAUACGUAUGAGUAAUAAUAGUUGAUGUAGAUUGGUUUAAAAAUGUGAAAUAAUAGGUAUAUAUCUUUCGAUAUAGAAUUUGUAAAUCAAAGCUCCUCAUGUCGAAUAGUAAUUUUCUAACAAUAAUUUAAGUACGGGUGUUGAUGAAGAUGAGUGUUAUUUGUUGUUAACAUUUUCAACAAAAUAUUUUGUUUGCUGUUGUUAUUUUUGGUUUAUUGUCAUUUUUAUUUCAUCAGUGGAUGCAAAUGUUGAUGAAUUACCUUAUUAAAUGUUUUACAAGAAUUAUGGAUAUUAUAAGCUGUAGGAAUACACUAAUAUUAUUAUUAUCAUCAUCAACAUCAUAAACAUCAUCAUCAACAUCAUCAUCAGCAGCAGCAUCAUUUAUUAUUUAUUACUAUGAUUAUUAAAGUUGUUAUUGUUUCAGACCUGUAAGUUAUAAUUGUUAUGAGUGUAGGUGGCUCCACACUUGAACUUACCUAGAGCUAAUCGUGAACAAUUCAACAUCACCAUUUAUUAAUUUUCUUUUGUUUCGUGCUAUUUUAAGUAUAAAUCCUAUCUUGGUGGUAAAUAGCUACUUGGGUCUUAUAUGUAUUAAGCAAUUUAAUUUCUUAUUUCAUUUUGUUUUCAAAAUGUUCAAUUAUACUCUAUGCAAUCGUUUUAUUUUCAUUAUGGAAUCUUAUAGUUCUUGUUACGUUACUUUUGCUUUGCCAAAAUAAGAGGAAUCUAAAUAUAUAAAUAAACCAUUUAACAUUUUUUCUGGCCAUCUUAUUGUGAAAAUUAAGAAAUAUUCUACAUUUAGCUGGUACAAUUUAGGUCUUGGCUCAUCUGCCGUAUUAAUAAUUGAACCAGGUCUCUUGGAAACAUAAGGCACUAAAGACUACUCCUAUAAUUGCAUUGAACUGUCGUCACCAAAACGACGUGUAGGCCUAAAAAUACAAGAUAUUAUGCAUCCUUUGAAACUAAAGUUGCGAGAACUAUCGGGCAUUGAGGUGCUGUUAAGUUCCAAUAUGCGAUGGUCAGACUAUAGGUGACUAUUUUUAUGUAGGUCUAGAUAGGUACUGUACUUGUUAACAUUACAUUAAUAUUGUUCACGUAGGCCUAAUUAUAUUUUGAGUAUGGGUGACCUCAUGUGUUCGUAGAAUACUGUAAGGUACAUUGUGUAACAGUUCAGCAAAAUGGUAGGCCUACGUUUGGCACUGCCAAUUAUCGAUGCACCCUUGCUUUAACUGGACCUUUCUGCUAAACUUGGAUAUAGGAUGUUGUGUUGCUAAGGGUCCCAAAAAAUGACAGUCUAAUGCCGGGCACUCGUUGCGUCGUACGACGAAUCCAACUCCUCCCUGUGAUACGACGCCGUCAACUGAUUGUCGGUUGUAGCUGGAUGUAGUCUGAACGAAUCGUCCUUAACAACGAUCCGUUGCGCGCGCGUCGUUGAGCUGCGUUCGCCAUAGAAUCGCGUUGCCCGACGACGGUCGGGCGCAGAGUGAGUGCUUACUUUGUACGUACACAAUUGUGCGCUUGUGGGGGCAACACGUGUUCUGAUGUGGUCAUUUAAGUUUAUUUUUACACUAUGGAGGGGCCCAUACAUAAGCGUGUUAAUAAUAGAACUAUUUUGAUUUUUGAUUGUUUUACAAAAUCGAGUGUGAAUAAAACAUUGACUAAAAACCAAUGGCAUGUGUUUGAAAAACAAAAUACAUUUUUGAAACAAAUACAUUAACAUCUUAAAUAGCUGGCCAGUUUUAUAAACAUAAUUUUUUACUUUCCAAAUGUCAUGGAAUAAUUGUAGUCAUUACCGGUAUUAAUACAAACGUAACGCAAGGUAAAAUCCAAUUAGUCGUUGACAUAUCGCGAUUAUAAGUGUAAUAAUGAUAUUAGUAAUUUGUUACUGUAUUUUGUAUAGUUUCAUCCGACGUCUUAGACAAGUCUUUCUAUAAACUGCUGACGUAAAUGUAAUGGUGGAUAUAUGACGUAGUACACAUAAUUAUUGUUUAAGUAUUUUGAAAGAACUGCAGUAAAUAAAAGAUAUUUUUGAAGAAAGAUGUUAGCAAAUUUAUUUUACCAGUAACAACAUGAAAUGAUGAAUAUGGUACACACCAACUGUUGCGGCACAUUUGAGUGUAUCGAGAGUAAAGAAUUAUGUGGAAUUCGGCAAGAGAAAAUGAAAAUUUCGUAUUUAAAAGUUUGGUUUUCGUAAAAUCGCUACCGCGUUUUCACUGUGUUGCUGGUCCCCAACGAGAUCUGGGAGGUUCUCCGAUUCGACCGACCAAUCAGCGUCUCAGACAGCCCUGUUGGCAAUAACUUUUAGCGAUUAUAUGGGACAAAUGAAUGCUAGAUGCGUCAGGUCACAUUGUGUUACGCUACGUUCUUAAAAACUUUUAUGUGCAUUGCGGUAUUGAAUCGGAGUAUUACGACGAAUGUUGACACAAAAACAUUUUUUAUAUAAGUAUUGUGCGUAGAUAGGUUGAUUUGAUUUCAGAGGCGCUUAUGAUUUUAUUACAUUUUCUAGAAAAUCGAUCAUAGUAGUUGUGAAUCUCGCUCAAUCUGUAUGUAUGAAACAAAAGGAAAAGUAGUUCCGUACAGUAAAGUAUAGGGUAAUAUUAAUUUUAGAAACCUGGUUUUAAAACGUCAUACAAUAUUCUUAAAUUAUUUAGAUUGUUUCCUUGGUAAAUAUUUGUUUUCUGAUUAGGCCCGAGUUUGCCUUGAACUGCAAUAAAUACAUAUUUUAACAAAAA